Messenger RNA from Fraxinus pennsylvanica, 483 nucleotides. The record is from the annotation of a GenBank genome assembly. NCBI's taxonomy places the organism in Eukaryota, Viridiplantae, Streptophyta, Magnoliopsida, Lamiales, Oleaceae.
AUGGUGGUGGGGGUGGUGAAAUAUCCAGAGGAAAGUAAGAGAUUUGAAGCUACUGAAGCUGCUUUUGAAGGAGAAGGAAAAGAGGAAGAUUAUCAGCAGUUGGAAAACUCGAACGAAGAACUCGAGCAAGCACUUCCUAAGGGCAAAGUGCAGUAUCUGAUUAAAUGGCGAGGCAGGUCGGAGGCGGAAAAUACAAGGGAGCCUCUGGAUAAUCUACUGCAAUGUUCAGAUGUCAUUGAUGCAUUUGAAGAAAGUUUGAAAGCAGGGAAAAGUCAGUCAACGCUUAAGCGAAAGCGCAGGAGUGGUUUAACUUUCACCCAUACCAAGAAAAAUCAUCAACAGCAAACUCCUGUGGCUGCAACUUACAAUGUACCCUCACACAGUUCCCAGAUAAUGACUCUGCUCAAGAACUCAAAUUUGGCUUUUGUUGAACAAAAAACUCAUUCCUGGAAAUCCCACAUCAAUUUUAAUUCGUUAGCGUAA